This is a messenger RNA of Rubroshorea leprosula, 360 nucleotides long. NCBI's taxonomy places the organism in Eukaryota, Viridiplantae, Streptophyta, Magnoliopsida, Malvales, Dipterocarpaceae. The record is from the annotation of a GenBank genome assembly.
CUUCCAAAACCUUUUCUCUAAUAAAAUGAUGUUCCACCUCAAUGUGUUUUGUCCUUACAUGACAAACUGGAUUGGUGGCAAGCCUAAUAGCACUUUGGUUAUCUUCGUUAGAGUUGUGGUGUCAAAACUGCAGCAGUGGGAGCAAAUUGAAAGACGUGAGAGCUGCAACAUGACUGCAGAGUAGCAGCAAACUGACAACAGCAUGAAGCUGCACAUGGGCUGCAAAAUGGCAGCAAAUCUUUUGAAUGUAAUCUUGUUUUAAAUGUUUGAUAGAUUUUCUUGUAUUAGAUAAAAUAUUAGGUGAGAAGAAAUUAUUUUUUAUUAUGUUGUUUUUGCUAUAAAUAUAGCAAAAUAUCAAUG